This is a messenger RNA of Acaulospora morrowiae, 2112 nucleotides long. NCBI's taxonomy places the organism in Eukaryota, Fungi, Glomeromycota, Glomeromycetes, Diversisporales, Acaulosporaceae. The record is from the annotation of a GenBank genome assembly.
AUGUUUGUUAGGCCUAGUUUAAUCAGUGGUCUAAGGUCUAGUUGGAAAUCCAUAAAAGAAUCCUCUUAUUUCAUAUUACAACAACAAAACAGUAAUAAUUCGAAACGAAGGCAAUUCCCAGAGUUUAGGAUCAUUACAAAAGGUUUUCCUCAUUACAAAGUUGCUGAACACGAUGAUUUAAAUCAAAUAUUGGAGUUAUUUGAUGAUGUGCUACCUGAUAUUUUAUCCGAAGUCGAAGGUAAAAAGACGUCUAAGAAGAUACUCAAACAACUAAGGGAUCGGUGUUCAAAAGAGUUUGACGAAGAUGGUGAUGGUUAUGUAACUGAUUCAUCUGUAACGCCAGAGGACGGAAAUUCAUCGGGAGAGAUUGAUGAUCAAGAUCACGACAAUUAUUCGUUGGAGGUCAACAUGGUAAGAAGUAGCAACUCUUCUUCCUCUUCAACAAAAUCUGAGAAUGCCAUGGUCGAUGAGAAAGAGAAAAAUAAGGAGACGGACCGGGAUCUGGCUAUCCAAUCACCAGAUCAGCUAGAUUUCACUGCAAAUCAAUCGGACUAUCCAGAUUCAAAUUCUGAUACCUCCGAUGCCGAAGUUGCAGUCGAUGCGAAUAAUGAUCCUGAAGGAGUUGACGGAGGUGCACAAGUGGAUGAAUGGUGGUCUUUGGGAAAUAAUUUAAUGUAUUCGAUGAUGAGUUGGUUAGAAGGUCCUUCCGUAGGAGUCAAGGUUGUUCCGGAAAAACAAACCACCUCCACUAAUCAAUCAUCAAACAAUAAGAACGUGACAAUAUUGGACAUACCAUUCCAGUUCAUAGCAUUGUUGACUUAUCCAGAAAUUGAUCCCAAAGCCACAAAGAAAGCUUCUUUUGCAGUGUUGCGGGAAAUUUCCAAUUGCGCAAUGUUGUUCCUAAUGAAAAAUUCUGGAAGAGUUAAUGUGACGAUGGCGAAGAGAGCCGUUAGACAACGAAUAGGUUGGGCAAAACAAUGGGCUGGUUCUCUAUUUCGUCAUCGUGCAAAUAGCGCACACUCCACCAAUAACACUAGUAACUUAUCUAGUAACAAUAGUAGGAAAAAUAAUAGCAACGCAUCCAACGCUCAUAUGGUAAAACCUGGGUCACUGGAUGACAUGCACAGUGGUAGCUUGAGUGAUACUACACACGGUGGUUCGGUGACUAGAAAGAUGGCACCAAAACGUGGUGGCUUUUUUCGUUAUAAAAACGGUCAAGCAUCUACAUCUUCGCAGGCAGCAAAAGAGAGUAAUUCGGAACGCUUUACGGGGACGAUCACGUCAGAACCUUCUGCGAUAUUAGACUCUACUCAGCAGGAAUCUUCAAAGAGUUCGUCGAUCUCUCCUCCAUUACCGCCUCUAACGCCAACUUCGUUAGGAGGAGUAACUAUGCAAAUGUCAUUGAGUAAUCCACCUCAAUCUGUAUCAACGACAGGGAACACACCUUACUCCAUAACGGAAAUACCACAGGCACCCACGUUAACGAAAAGACGCUUUUUCCCAAAACGAAUGCAAUCUAAUAGUUCUAAUAGUAAUCAUGUCAACAAUGUAGCUACGUCCCAACAGAAUCCAUCAAAUCCCUCCUCCUAUUCUUUUAAUGGUAGUCUUAUUAAUCACGGGUUAUCCGACAUUGUUGAGCAUAAACCAUCCCCACCAAUUCAUCUCUCAAAUGCUAUCCCAACAGGCAUUGGUAACUCUGCCCAACAAAAUGACACAGUGAAUGGUAUAUUCAACAAUAAUGAAAUUAUCAGUACUGCCAAUAGUAAUAAAAUCGUGAAUGGGACGACGAAUAAAAACAAUGGAUCGGUCAAUGCUGUCCAUUCCAUUCAGUCAUCACCCACUGCUAUAAGUUCAAAUAACAAUAGUAAUGAUAGUAAUGAUAAUACCAUUAAUGCAAAGAUCACAAAUAGAAGCUCUUUCGGAAUUUCUGAUACAGAGUUUGCUCAUUUCGAUGAUUCCAGUGAAUCAUUCACAUUGAACGAUGAGGUUAGAAUCAAAAAAUUUCCACAUACAAAAAAUUCGCGGGCAAUAAUCGGGCAUCAUAAAAAUAAUAGUGGAGGUAUUGUGAGUGUUGGUUCGGCCAAUGUUCGCGCAAUCGAACCUCCCGAUUAA